AUGGGAGCCCGCGUCUCCGAGGACUCCCACCGCCGCGGACGGGCAACGGCCCCCGGACCCCCGGGUGUCCCAGGCAGUGACGGGCCGUGGCCCCCCGCCCCCCGUCCCGCGCGCGGCUCCCCCGGGGGCAGCAAGAGCGUGAACCGCCAGGAGGAGGCCCACGCCGCCCGCCCGCGGCUGGAAGACCUCAGGCGGCGGCAGGCGCGCGCCUGGCCGCGGACCGUGCCGCGCGGGAGCUCCGGGCGCCCUCGAGCGGAGGCGGGGCCGGAGGCGGAGGCCGAGGCGCCGCGGGACCCUCCGGGCACCGCGCACGUCGGGACCGUCCUGGCCGGGCUGCGCGCCGAGCUGCUGGAAAUGCGUUUCCAAAACCACCAGCUGGCCAAAACGUUACUGGAUUUAAACAAGAAAAUGCAACGACUGAAAAAGGAGUAUGAACUGGAAAUUGCAUCCAAAUCUCAAAGCUCUGAACAUAACGUUGGGAAUCUGGAAUAAGGAAGUGCAC
Molecule: messenger RNA, 502 nt
Organism: Mustela lutreola (European mink)
Lineage: Eukaryota; Metazoa; Chordata; Mammalia; Carnivora; Mustelidae
Gene: AARD
Product: alanine and arginine rich domain containing protein
Exons: 2
Coding region: 1-492 (163 amino acids)
Source: RefSeq, a predicted model, not a curated record